CCUCCCCUCAGCGCGGCCCGGCCCGGCCCGGCCCGGCCCAGCGCCGCCGCCAUGAGUUCGGGGACCCCCUACAUCGGCAGCAAGAUCAGCCUCAUCUCCAAGGCGCAGAUCCGCUAUGAGGGCAUCCUCUACACCAUCGACACCGAGAACUCCACCGUGGCGCUGGCCAAGGUGCGAUCCUUUGGUACUGAAGACCGGCCCACAGACAGACCUGCUCCUCCAAGAGAAGAAAUCUAUGAAUACAUUAUUUUUCGAGGAAGUGACAUCAAAGACAUCACUGUCUGUGAACCUCCAAAAGCUCAACAUACUCUGCCACAAGAUCCUGCCAUUGUUCAAUCAUCACUGGGGUCUGCCUCUACAUCGUCCUUUCAGCCACAUGUGCCUUACAGCCCGUUUAGAGGUAUGCCACCUUACAGCCAGCUUGCUGCCAGCUCUUUACUUAGCCAGCAGUACGCAGCUUCGUUAGGUUUAGAGAAAUUGGUAAGCCCUCCAGCAUCAGCAGCUGCUUCCAGCCCUAGUUCUUCUCCGUCUCCACAACCUGUUUCAGAGCCUGACAUGUCUUCAGAGCCCCAUCAGCUCUCUUCCAAGGGUGCUGGCUUUCCUUCUGUUCACCCAGUCCGCAAAAGCCCCAUGGUAGAGCAGGCUGUUCAGACUGGCCCAGUUGACAACAUGAAUUCACAAAAGCCACCGCCAGUGAAAGUAACUCCAGGGGUUCAGCGCAAUGGACGGCAGGUUCCACAGGGCAACAGUAAGACAAACGUAGAUACCGUUCAGGCAGCACCUGUGCAAACCCAAGGACAGGUGAAUGAUGAAAACAGAAGACCUCAAAGGAGAAGAUCGGGAAACAGGAGAACCAGAAACCGUUCUAGAGGACAAAACAGACCAACUACUGUGAAGGAAAAUACAAUAAAGUUUGAAGGUGACUUUGACUUUGAAAGUGCAAAUGCACAAUUCAACAGAGAGGAACUUGAUAAAGAAUUCAAGAAGAAACUAAACUUUAAAGAUGACAAAGCAGAGACGGGGGAAGAAAAGGGGGACCCUGGAGUGGCAACUCAAAACAAUGACAGUAAUGCAGAGGAGGACCUUCUGGGACCCAACUGCUAUUAUGAUAAAUCCAAGUCUUUCUUUGACAACAUUUCUUCAGAACUGAAAUCUAGUUCUAGGCGUACCACGUGGGCCGAAGAAAGGAAGCUCAAUACAGAGACAUUUGGAGUGUCUGGACGGUUCCUUCGUGGCCGCAGCUUUCGUGGUGGAUUUCGAGGUGGAAGGGGUAGCGGAGCAGCAAGGCGAAACCAAACCACUCACAGAGCUGGUACUGGCAGAGUGUAACUUCAGAGGUUCUAACAUCUUUCCUGAGAGGAUGAAACUGUAUAUAGAAAGAAAACAACCAACUGCUGCACUAAUGUGGGAAAAUGGUUCAUAUUGUUUACUGUCUCAGCUCAAGCGACAGAACUUCAUGUACUACUGCUUAUAUUCUGGACUUAUUUUGGACCAGCAGCUGUCAGCUGGAAUAUUCUUUGGAAGAGGGAAUGUGUUCAGGGGUACCUUCUUCAGGGUGUCUUUUUUUGUUUGUGUUUUUUUUUUUAAGUGCAGACUAACUUACAUGGUUCUUCUUUCUGGGUCUCUCAAAGGCUGCUAUAGUCUAAGCUUAAAGUCAGACUCCUUUUCUGAACCCUGAAGAAGAUAAAUCAUGCUACUUUAACAUGGAACCAAAGCUCACUUGAAAUAAACCAGCUAUAAUGUGUUUGUUCUGAGUAACCAAAUGGAUUCUUUGGUGCUGCUGGUCUCACUGUUCUCGGCAGCAGGUGUGAAGUAGCACCUGGGUAUCUGGAAGAAUGGAUUCCUGGUGCUGAGGAGUUAUGUAUAUUGUCACUUGGGAAUACUGGAUCGUUGAUCAUGUAGUAGUGUAAAUGACUGUACAACUGUUUGUCAGCUGGUACUAAUGUGGAGGUACUGCAGGUUUACACAGAACCGUGACUCCCUCCGGCGGAAGGGUGCUGGGCGUUCCUCAGGGGCGUGGAGCUCCUUACUGGGUCGGGGCAGUGU
Gymnogyps californianus (California condor) is the source of this 2046-nucleotide messenger RNA. RefSeq names its product LSM family member 14B (gene LSM14B). The record is from RefSeq and is a predicted model, not a curated record. The transcript is spliced from 10 exons. Gene Ontology annotation, molecular function: mRNA binding. Bases 52 to 1329 code for a protein of 425 amino acids. Lineage: Eukaryota; Metazoa; Chordata; Aves; Accipitriformes; Cathartidae.